Molecule: messenger RNA, 627 nt
Organism: Verticillium alfalfae VaMs.102
Lineage: Eukaryota; Fungi; Ascomycota; Sordariomycetes; Glomerellales; Plectosphaerellaceae
Exons: 3
Coding region: 1-627 (208 amino acids)
Biological process (GO): carbohydrate metabolic process
Cellular component (GO): extracellular region
Molecular function (GO): cellulose binding
Source: RefSeq, a predicted model, not a curated record
AUGAAGCCUAGCCUUCUGCUCCUUGCCGCCGCCUCGGGCGUGCUGGGCUCUCUCAACUGCACGACGACCCGGCCCCCUCAUCAGCUACUGCUGCCCGAACACCAACUCCGAGUCGGUCAAGACGUCGCCCGUUCUGACGCACCGCACAGGAACUGGUACUGGAACUGGAACGGCCUGUACACGCCGUACACGACGCAGAUGCGCGACUGCUACCUGGGCAACAUGGCCUUCAACGACCUCAAAGUCCUCCCCGAGUGCAUCGACGACCAGUUCGUCCUCGACUACACGCGCGGCCGCUCCGGGCCCCUCGACGCCUGCAACCCCAACUGCGUCAGCCAGAACAAGUUUCCGCCCGACGUCUACUACGGCGACAAGCAGACGGGCCACAACAUGGCCGUCGAUUUUCCCCGUCCCGGCGCGCCGCCAGGCCCUGGACCAGGUCCCGGCCCCAGCCCGGGUGUCCCGCCUACGAUCCCGCCCGGCGUGCCCCCGACCGUGCCGCCGCCGGGGGGCAACUGCGCGGCGCUGUGGGGGCAGUGCGGCGGGCAGGGGUGGAACGGGGCCAAGUGCUGCUCGCAGGGGACGUGCCGGGCGCAGAACCAGUGGUAUUCGCAGUGUGUGAACUGA